CCCUCACAGUUCUUCCUCUAAGCACAGCUCCCUUAUGAGGACUCCUAGGGCUGGAGGAUGGGGCAAGUAUUAUGUUAUUGGAGUUCUGAAUUGGCUUUCUCUUCCUGAGAAUAGCAGUGGAGAGGAGGUCCAAGUCAUGGGGUUGCUACAGAGAAGCAAUCAUAGCUCCACCUCAGGCAAUGGUGUGUUUUGCAUUGACCCUGCCUUUCCUUUGUUCCAGGAAGAACUCUCCCGGACCUUGGUCCCUUUUGCAAAUCUGUCCAUGGAAGACAGACUCUGGGUCCAACUUUUGCUCCUAGGAUGACUUCAAUCCAUGCAGAAUAUCCCAAGCAGGGGUAGAAAACACUCUGUCCUCCAGAUGUAACUGGACUCCAAAUCCCAUCAACCCUAGCUAGCAUGGCCAAUUCUGUUUUGAUAGUUUCAGGAUUUUAACAUUGUCUAAGGAACAGUGUGAGGGGCAGAAAUCAAAAUAAAGAAGCCUGUAGGUGGGAAUUACAGCUGCCAGAUGAUUAGGUAAUAAUAACAAAUGAAUGAUUCAUCAACAAUAUCUAUCUGCAGCUCCUGAAAUUUAUAUCACAGAGGAUACCCUGCAAAACACUGGAAUUUUUAGAGUCACUGCCAGUGAUCCUGAGGGAGCCCCUCUGAAGGUAAUUCUCAAUAACUCUUAGACUUCUAUAGCUUAAUCUAUGGAAAUAAGGUGAGGUCUCAAAUUACUUUUCCCCACCCAUGUUCCUUAAAUUGAAUAUUGGGGAAAUGGACAAGGCUUCACCUCUGUUUGUCGUGUGUGACACAGACACAGAACUCUUGGCAAUGUAGCACAGUGCUUAAGAAUGUCAGUCUGGGACUGGGAAGACAACUCAACCAUGGUCCUGGGCCAGUUGCUCUCCCUCUCUCCUUCUAACCUCCUUCACAGGAUCGGUCGUAUGCACUGACUUGAGCUUCUUUGAGGAGAGGCGGGUUAUACAUGUCUUAAAUAAAUAAAUCCCACGGGCGCGUCAAAAUUGCCAACGUGAACAGCAGUGGUGCAUAUGGUGGGUUGGAGACCAAUGCCCUCCUGACACGGGUGUCGCAGCUGCUUAGCUGGUUGGGACUGGGGCACUGUGGGGCAGGGUAGCAGCGAGGCACACAGGGUGCUGUUGUGUCCAGGUCCUGCUCACAGGUGUCCAGGGCCGUCUUUAGCGUAUGUGGUGCCAGGGUGCAAAAAACUGCCCAGCGCCUCCAUUGGGGGGUUGGGGUAGGCAAAGCUUGUUGAGCUUUUUUUAGGGGGGCAGCUCACAACUCUGAGGCUUGGGAGGGAAGCUGUGUGCCCUCCAGCCAUAUAGGUGGCAGGUGCACAACUCUCUCCAGUGUUUUGGCUGUACAUCUGAGUUUCUGUGUAAGGAUACGUGGUUGUUCGUAUGGCUCCAUUUGAGUAGACGGUGUUACUUCCCUCCACAUACUGCACCUGGGCUGGGUAGACAUGCUGGACCUGUUGCACUGUUUGCACUUGCUCAACCUUUUGUUGCACUGGUAAUUGCUGUACCACCUGGGUAGGCAUGGCUGCUUGGCCAGCUACAGAAGUCUGUAAAGUCACUGUCGAACCUGUGUCCGAACCAGUCUCUGAUGUCUGCAUUGAGGGGGGCUGCUGGGGCGCUGCCACUGCUCUGGCUGCUGGUUGUGGUGGUGGUGGUGGUUGUGGGCGAGGCUGAGGCACCGCAGGGUGAGGAGGAGGAGGACGGGGGUGAGGAGGAGCUGCGGCGGGAGGAGAAGGAGGCAGCGGUGGAGUCAGAGCGGAGCCAUUGUUGUUGGUGGGUAACAGUUGCCAGGACUAUGGUGACUAUGGCCUGCAUGCCUCGUGUGAGCAGUGUGUGUACGCUGGGCAGGCCUCUCGACGGCCUGCCAAUCCCAGGUGUGCAGGAGGACAGAGCCAGCCAGCUGCCUCAGCGCCCACAGCAGAAAAGCCUGCGGCGCUCCGACGGGCUCUGAUCCGCUCGGCAGUGGUGUCGACUGGCUUGGCUCUUCAAUCUCCGGACUCCAGACUCUCGGCCUGGCACCCCUGAGAGCCCAGUGCCUGGGUGCCCCACACCCCUAGUGCCUAUGGUUCUCUAUCGAGAUCUCACCGAAUCUCACAGUAUUCAAGAUUGAUGGCGCAGGGACAAUUUCUACAACAGAGACCUUCAGAUCUGAACACAGGGAAAAGAGCUAUUCAGUAAAGGUGACUGUGGCUGAUCCAGAAGGUCUCUCUGCGACUGGAUAUAUCAACGUGUUUCUUGUGGAAGUAAAGCACAGUGGGGAUGUCUUUCUUAAUUGCACUUUUUUCAGUAUUGGGAAAGGCAGAUUGACUCCUAGGACAGAAGACUCGGUUUCAAUGGCUCUGGUGGACAUUACUUUGGAUGAAGAAAUUCCCAUUGGGAUGACAGUUGGCAAGUGCCAUGCUGCGGGAGAAGAUCCAAUGGAUCCUAUCACCUUCGUUCUUGAUCCAAGCAAUCCUUACUUCAUGAUUGACAAAGCUCGUGGGACUCUACUAAUUGAUUCUAGACUGGACAUGGAAGAGGCUGGAUUUAUCAGUGCUCAGUCAUUCACUGUUGUGGCUUGCAGCAGUACCCGGAGGUGUGCUGGCAUUCCUGUGAUAGUGAAUAUACAUGGAAUCAAUGACAAUGUGCCAUUCUGUCAUCAGUAUGUAUACAGAUAUACCAGCAGAGAAGUUAUUGCAAUUAAUACAGUGGUUGCUAAUGUCAGAUGUCACGAUACGGACAGUCCCCCCGAUGAACUCCAUUAUGAACCCAACAGUGGCCCGGUUGGCGCUGGAAAGCUGUUUGAACAAGUUCCAGGUGCUAAAAAUGCCAUUCGGGUAACACAAUAUUUGGACUAUGAAGACCCACGGAAUCUUGCAGUUGGCAGCACCCAUGAAAUGACUCUCUCUGUUUUCGAUGAUGCAAAUCCGUCACACACAGUAACUGCUACGAUAAUUGUGGAAGUCUUACCUGUCAAUGAAUUUGGGCCGGCAUUUAGUAAAGCAGAUUAUGCGUUUGUUGUUCCUGAAACGGCUGGAGUCACCUUUGGAACAUAAAAUUACAUUGAAGGCAUGGAAUAGAAAUUAUGGGAAGGAAGGAAGAAAAGAAAGAAGGAAGGAAGGUUGUCAGCUGCUCAUAAUUAUCCAUAAUUAUUCACACUUUUACUGGCCUUGACUUGAAAUUUGAACUGGAUACCGUUGUCAUUAGUCAUAGGAAGGCGUCAUAUUUCUCCACCUAGGCCACCAAUAUUGUCAACUUUGACUGGAAGCUCUCCAAGGUCUCAGGCAAAGGUCUUUUCUUUCACCAGCUACUAAAUUGUUGCUAGCUGGAGAUGUGGGGGAUCAAACAUAGAGCCUUCUGUUUGCAGAGUUUGUGACCUGUGUACCACUGAGCUAUAGCAAUGGGCAUUGACUUGAAUCAGUUGAGGGAGGGUGGAAAUCAGGUA
Molecule: messenger RNA, 3438 nt
Organism: Podarcis muralis (Common wall lizard)
Lineage: Eukaryota; Metazoa; Chordata; Lepidosauria; Squamata; Lacertidae
Source: RefSeq, a predicted model, not a curated record